Molecule: messenger RNA, 630 nt
Organism: Paramecium tetraurelia
Lineage: Eukaryota; Ciliophora; Oligohymenophorea; Peniculida; Parameciidae
Exons: 4
Molecular function (GO): nucleic acid binding
Source: RefSeq, a predicted model, not a curated record
AUGUAAACCUCGCUAUUUCAAGAAAUCGAAGAGUUCACUUAAUGCUCGAAUUGGAUUGAAAAAUAAGACUCUGCUGGUUCUUCUAAUAAUGAUCUUUUCCUAUUUGGUUAUAAAUCGAAGCUCCUCUUUUCAACAGAAACAGAUUCCUCCUCCACUGAAUAGUUCGAGGCGUUUUCUGCCAUUUUUAACCAAGCUCCAGAGAAAUGCUCAAAUGAAAACGAGAACACUCAAAAUUAGUUCAAUAUUUCGCUCCAAACUAUUGUCAAUGAUAAACGAACUACCUUAAUGAUUAGAAACAUUCCCAGUAAUUAUACUGUGAAAAGAUUGCAAAAUGAGAUAGAUUUCAAAUUUUCAUCGAAAUAUGAUUAUCUAAAUAUACCUUGUCAUUUGGAAGGAGGUUUUGCUUUUAUUAAUUUGAAAAACAAAAAAUUUCUGCAUGAAUUUUUCAUAGCCUUCAACAAUCGACCUUGGAACUUCAAUAAAAAUUAGUGUUGCGUAUUAAAAUAUGCAAAAGUAUAAUAUAAUGAGAAUCAAAUGAAAUAUCAAAAGAAGAUAGGCCCAGAUAUCUAUUCAAACUAAAAAAAAGUAAUUGAUUUGAUUCAGAAUCAAAAAAAUGAGUUAAAAUUAUGA